AGUCUCCAACGCUUUCAAUUCUUCAUCUCAGUUCUCAUCUGCUGCACACAUCUGUACUGUAGUGAGGGCAGUGUGGUUAUGUUGUGGGGUUCAUAUUGAUGGUCUAUGACGUCCAUAAUGCUUUAGUGUGACGCAGUCACAAUGAUCUUCUCUCUCAACAGCUAAAGUUCAAAAGGCAAAUGAUGUGAUGGAUGAGUUGUGUUUGUGUCCAGGUCUCCAGUCUACUAUGGAUGAGGAGAGAGAGGAGGGCUGUCCUACCUCUAAGACCACUCUGUCUGGGGAACAUGGCCGCCAGAGCAAAGCUAAGAGAGUCCAGCAGGAGAGAGCAGACUCCCCUGGACCCAGCUGUGUCUCCUUGAAGAGUGACUGGUCUAUGGAUCAUCCUGUUAGGUUUAAAGAAGGAAAUCAGUCUAUUAAGAAGAGGUGAGGAUUUACCAGAGAUCAUAAAGAUACAGCUUCUAUCAAACGUCCAUAAAUCCUGGUUCUUGUUUUUCUAGAAGAGUCCAGCAGGAGAGAGCAGACUCCCCUGGACCCAGCUGUGUCUCCAUGAAGAGUGACUGGUCUAUGGAUCAUCCUGUUAGGUUUAAAGAAGGAAAUCAGUCUAUUAAGAAGAGGUGAGGCUUUACCAGAGAUCAUAAAGAUACAGCUUCUAUCAAACGUCCAUAAAUCCUGGUUCUUGUUUUUCUAGAAGAGUCCAGCAGGAGAGAGCAGACUCCCCUGGACCCAGCUGUGUCUCCUUGAAGAGUGACUGGUCUAUGGAUCAUCCUGUUAGGUUUAAAGAAGGAAAUCAGUCUAUUAAGAAGAGAGUCCAGCAGGAGAGAGCCGACUCCCCUGGACCCAGCUGUGUCUCCAUGAAGAGUGACCACUCUAUGGAUAAACCUCCUGAGCUUAAAGAUGGACGGCCCUCCAGAGAGGAGAGACACCAGGAGAGGUCAAAGGUGACCAGUGCUCAGUCUCUACAGCAGCAUCAAACAGAGCUGAUCAAGAGGGCUGAGGAGAACGCGCACGCUUUUCUAGACAAGGAGCUGAAGAAGCUCUGGAAGGUUUACUUCCCAGAUUACCCACAAUGCUCAGAGAGUCAGAGGGAGGAGGAGGAGGAGGUGGAUAGUAAGAAGGAGGAGCAGAGGUGGCGCGCCAUACAGGGAGUGGUGGACAUCACAAAGCUCUGCCUGAUGGAGAUGAACCAGGAGGAACUGGCCGACACACUGUGGGGCGGAUCUGCUGCUGUCGAGUGCCAACAGAAAAUCAAGUCUCAUUUGAAGAAGAAGUUCAAGUGUGUGUUUGAGGGAAUCGCUAAUGCAGGACAUUCAACACAUCUGAAUGAGUUCUACACAGAGAUCUUCAUCACACAGAGAGGCAGUGGAGAGGUCAACAAGGAACAUGAGGUCAGACUGAUUGAAACAUCUUCCAGGAAACCAGACAAGGAGGAAACACCAAUCAGAUGUGAGGACAUCUUUAAACCCUUACCUGGACAAGAUCAACCAAUCAGGACAUUAAUGACAACUGGAGUGGCCGGCAUUGGUAAAACCGUCUUAACACACAAGUUCACUCUGGAGUGGGCUGAAGGUGAAACCAACCAGGACAUACACUUCACAUUUCUCCUCACUUUCAGAGAGUUGAAUUUACUGAAAGAGAAAGAGUUUAGCUUGGUGGAACUGCUUCAUCACUUCUUUAUUGAGACCAAAGAAGCAGGAAUCUGCAGAUUCCACCGGUUCCAAGUUGUCUUCAUCUUGGAUGGUCUGGAUGAGUGUCGACUUCCUCUGGACUUCCAGAACAACCCGAUCUGGACUGAUGUCACAAAGUCCACCUCAGUGGACAUGCUGCUGACAAAUAUCAUCAGGGGCAACCUGCUUCCCUCCGCUCUCAUCUGGAUAACCACACGCCCUGCGGCAGCCAAUCAGAUCCCUGCUGAGUGUGUUGACAUGGUGACAGAGGUGAGAGGGUUCACCGACCCACAGAAGGAGGACUACUUCAGGAAGAGAUUCAAAGACGAGACGCUGGCCAGCACAAUCAUCUCCCACAUCAAGAAAUCACGAAGCCUGCACAUCAUGUGUCACAUCCCAGUCUUCUGUUGGAUCACUGCUACAGUUCUGGAGGACUGCUUCAAAGCAUCCCAGAUAGGAGAAGUGAUGCCAAAGACCGUGACUCAGAUGUACAGCCACUUCCUGAGGGUUCUUUCCAUACAGGGGGACAGGAAGUACCAUGGGAGAGCUGAAACAGAUCCAAACUGGAGUUCAGAGAGCAGGGAGAUCAUUGUUUCUCUGGGAAAACUGGCUUUUAACCAGCUGGACGAAGGCAAUCUGAUCUUCUACGAGGCAGAACUGGCAGAGUGUGACAUUGAUAUCAUAGCAGCCUCAGUGUACUCAGGAGUGUUCACCCAGAUCUUUAAAGAGGAGUGUGGGCUGCACCAGGACAAGGUGUUCUGCUUUGUCCAUUUGAGCAUGCAGGAGUUUCUGGCUGCCCUUUAUGUCUUUUGGUCCUUUAUCAACACUGGGGUAAAUCUGCUCUCAGAAGAAGAGCCAAUAUCCAGGGAAGAUAAACUCCUCCACCUCUACCAGAGUGCUGUGGACAAGGCCUUGCAGAGUGAGAACGGACACCUGGACUUGUUCCUCCGCUUCCUCCUGGGCCUCUCUCUGGAGACCAAUCAGAUUGUCCUACGAGGUCUGCUGGGACAGACUGGGAGAAGAUCACAGAUCGCUCCAAUUAAACAAGAUCUGCUAGGACAGACAGGAAGGGGCUCACAAACCAAGAAGAAAACAGAGUCUUACAUCAAGGAGAAGUUUGCUGGAGAUCUCUCUCCAGAGAGAAGCAUCAAUCUAUUCCACUGUCUGAAUGAGCUGAACGACCGGUCUCUAGUGGAGGAGAUCCAGAAGUACCUGACAUCAGAAAGACUCCCCAGUAAAUCUCUCUCUCCUGCUCAGUGGUCAGCUCUGGCCUUCAUCUUACUGACAUCAGAAGAGGUGCUGGAUGUGUUUGACCUGAAGAAAUAUAAAGCUUCAGAGGAGGGUCUUCUGAGGCUGCUGCCAGUGUUCAAAGCCUCUAAAACGUAUCUGCUGAAUGGCUCUCAUCUGUCAGAGAGAUGCUGUGAAGCUCUGGCCUCAGUUCUCAGCUCCAACUCCUCUAGUCUGAGAGAGCUGGACCUGGGUACCAAUGAUCUGCAGGAUUCAGGAGUGAAGCUGCUCUCUGCUGGACUGGGGAGUCCACACUGUACACUGGAAACUCUCAGGCUGAAUGGCUGUCAUCUGUCAGAAAAAUGCUGUGAAGCUUUGGCCUCAGUUCUCAGCUCCAACUCCUCUAGUCUGAGAGAGCUGGACCUGGCUACCAAUGAUCUGCAGGAUUCAGGAGUGAAUUUGCUUUCUGCUGGACUGGGGAGUCCACACUGUACACUGGAAAUUCUCAGCUUGUCUGGCUGCCUGGUCACACAGGAAGGCUGUGCUUCUCUGGCCUCAGCGCUGAGCUCCAACCCCUCCCAUCUGAGAGAGCUGGACCUGAGCUACAAUCAUCCAGGAAACUCAGGAGCUGCGCUGCUCUCUGCUGGACUGGAGGAUCCACGCUGGAGACUGGACACUCUCAGUGUGGAGCACGGUGGAGUGUGGAGGCUGAAACCAGCUCCACAGAGAUAUGCCUGUGAACUCACACUGGACCCCAACACGGCCUACAGUUAUCUUUCUAUGUCUGAGGACAACAGGAAGGUGACGCUGGUUGGAAAGGACCAGUCGUAUCCGGAUCACCUAGAGAGAUUUGACUUCUGGCACCAGGUGUUGGGUAGAGAGGCUCUGACUGGCCGCUGUUACUGGGAGGUAGAGUGGAAAGGAACUGUUGAGAUAGGAGUGACAUACAGAGGAAUCACAAGGAGAGGAGGGGAUGGUGACAGCCGGCUUGGAAGGAACAAAAAGUCCUGGAGGCUUGAUUGUGAUCAUGAUGUUUACACUACCUGGUACAAUAGUAGAAGAGCCCUCCGUCUCUCCCCCGCUGGCUCCACCAGAGUAGGAGUGUAUCUGGACCGGCCUGCUGGCUCUCUGUCCUUCUACAGAGUGUUCCCAGGUGGAGGAGGGUCCUCAGACACACUGACACACAUCCACACCUUCAGGUCCACGUUCACCCGGGAGGACCUCCUCCCUGGGUUUUGGUUAGAGAGGGGGUCCUCAGUGUCUCUGUGUUGGUUGUAGACACACACACGCACACGCACACACAUGCACACGCACACACAUAAAGGGUGCGUGAGGUC
Gadus macrocephalus (Pacific cod) is the source of this 4228-nucleotide messenger RNA. Its product is annotated as NACHT, LRR and PYD domains-containing protein 3-like. Bases 756 to 4169 code for a protein of 1137 amino acids. Gene Ontology annotation, molecular function: protein binding. Lineage: Eukaryota; Metazoa; Chordata; Actinopteri; Gadiformes; Gadidae. The record is from RefSeq and is a predicted model, not a curated record. The transcript has 11 exons.